Molecule: messenger RNA, 1832 nt
Organism: Gasterosteus aculeatus aculeatus (three-spined stickleback)
Lineage: Eukaryota; Metazoa; Chordata; Actinopteri; Perciformes; Gasterosteidae
Gene: emc8
Product: ER membrane protein complex subunit 8
Cellular component (GO): EMC complex
Source: RefSeq, a predicted model, not a curated record
GUGCUGCAGUGACGAGAAGACGCUGGAAGCAAGACCAGCUUAGAUUUCGCAACACGGUUGCAGAAAGACCAUUGUCGUUUUUGCUCAUUGUAAAUCGUAACUUUAUAUGUUGGUGUCAGUCGUGUGAGGCGGAUAUCUACUUUUCCUUUGGCAAUAACGUCGGCUAGCCAAAGCAGACCGCAGUCCCUUCUCAUCGUGUGGCCACUCAACUUCUACCGAUCUGUCCAUUUCUUUUCUUUUUUUUGACGGAUUCCGCCGAUUUUCUCAUCAACAUGCCAAUUCAGCUGACUAGUCAGGCUUACUGUAAGAUGGUUUUGCAUGCUGCCAAAUACCCUCACUGCGCCGUCAAUGGGCUGCUGGUGGCAGAGAAAAUGAAGGAGAAGAAGAAAGACUCCCACGGGGAACCGGUCCUCUGCGUGGAUUGUGUGCCGCUGUUUCACGGCACUCUCGCUCUGGCACCAAUGCUGGAAGUGGCUUUAACGCUGAUUGAUACUUGGUGUAAAGAAAAUAAUUACGUCAUCGCCGGAUAUUAUCAAGCCAAUGAACGCACAAAGGAUCCAAGACCCAACCAAGUGGCAGAGAAAGUGGCUGCCAGGAUUUCUGAGAACUUCAGUGACGCAGCCAUUGUUAUGGUGGACAACAGUAGAUUAACAAUGAGCUGUUUCGAGCCCAUUGUGCACAUCUAUGACCACCAUGAAAACAAGUGGAAAAGCAGAGAAGUAACUUUUGACUGUUUUGAGGACUGGAGCGAAGCACAGAAGAUCACAUCUGCUCUGUUAGAGGGCCGGUCCUACGAGAACUUGAUUGACUUUGACAAUCACUUGGACGAUCUGAGGAAUGACUGGACCAACCCGGUGAUCAACAAGUCCGUCCUGGAUCUAUGCUAAGCCACCCCUCUGCCCGAGAGGAACCUACGGAGCACUGACCGGUUAGGCCGACAUCUCCGAAGUGCGAGAGCCAUAUGUGCUGUGCUGGCACGUGUCCACCUUUACAAGGUGAUGCUGACGUGAUGAAGGCAAUUUUGUGUUUGACUGCAACUUUUGCGUGUGUUUUUUUUUCGUUUUGUUUUUUAAAAUCUUACAAUGGUUUGUGUUUAUUCAUAGUUGUGUGCAUAAACUUAAAUUCUAUAGUAAUUUAUCUUUUUUUUUUUUUUUCCUUCUGAACAAUACAUCAGUAGCCAUACAGAUCAGGACUUUAAGCAGAUGAAUGUACAAAGAUGAUUAUAGAUGCGUGUUUUCUACUUUAGGUGUAGUUUGUUUAAAACCGUUAAAUUCAAAUAUAGAACUGUAUUCUGAAAGUGCCGUUAAUGUGGGCAGUUAAUUUAAAAACAAAGCAAAACAAACAAACAAUUGAAACCUUAGAUGAAGCAAAAGAGGCAGAAAUCAUAGUUCACUACUAGUUUUGUCUUCUAUUAUCUUUGUCUUAUCUAUUUCAAAGGAUGUGACUUAAAUAACUUAUUUUUAUGCGAAGAUUUCUAUGACUGAUGUCUCCCGGUACACUUAAGAGUUUAAUUCUUCUGAUUAUACACACAUUGGUGAAUUGGCUUUUGAUUGUUCAGAAAUACAAUAUGUCAAUGAACGCGUGAAUCUAUGAAUUUAGCUUUUAUUUUGGGAAUCUUUCAUUAGAAUUAGGUGAGUUUGUAUUUAUGCUGCUUUAAAGCCUACUAUUAAAUAAGUUAAGUUAAAACAUUUCAAUAUAUAGUGUCAUGAAACCGUCCUACUUUUCUGUUUCAAAUUAAGCAGCAAGAGCCAUUAAUUAAAAGGUGUGAUUGUCACAUUUUUUGCAUAUGUUUUAUAAACUGAAUGUACAAUAAUAUCCCUUUUGGAACCAAA